AUUCUAAGAGAUUUCAACUUCUACCAUGGAUUUCUACCACGUGAUGACCUCCCGUUCCUACUACACUACGUUGGUGAAUUCAUUGUGAGGUUAAGCGAGGUCAACAGUGAAGGGCCACGAAAGCGGGAAAUUAUACUCUCCGUAGUUUGCGAAGGGCAGCCCGAUAUACAGCAGAGCUCCGAGGCGAUGAAGCGUUAUGAAGAAAAGGAAGAACAAAGGCAGGGGCGAAAGCAGUACGAGAAAAGGCGUGGACAGAUAAAGAAUAUCAUUAUUAAGCGAGCACUCGGAAAGUAUAUGGUAGAAACUACUCACCUCUUCAACUCUCUCUCGGACCUUUUCACAUACUAUGGACACAAACCCGGCUUUCUAGCGAAGACACAAUUCAUGCUUUUGCAUCCGAUUCGGCAACAGUCAUGGGAGUAUUAUCACUCAGACCUCCAACAAGGGAGGGUUCUAGGAGAGGGAGCUUUCGGGUUGGUGCGAGAAGGAGUACUAAAAACCAAGUCUGGGAAAACUGUCUCUGUUGCGGUAAAGCAGACUAAGUCUCACACCGAAAUGGAUAAAGCGAAAAUCAAAGAGAUGAUGAAGGAAGCACGCUUGAUACGAUUGUUCAAGCACAAAAAUAUUGUGCGCAUCUAUGGAGUGGCUGUUGACGAGCAACCGCUGCUGAUCGUUUUGGAACUCGUAUCAGGCGGAGCACUGAAGAGCUUUCUGAGGGAAUAUGGCGUACGCUUCGACAUGAAGGAGAAGAUCUUUAUGUGCAUUGGAGCUGGAUCAGGGGUGGAGUACCUCCACGCAAAUGAAUGCAUGCACCGAGAUCUGGCUGCAAGGAACUGCCUCAUCACAAAAGAAAAAGUUGUCAAAAUAAGUGAUUUUGGUCUUUCACGCGUCGGUACUCACUACGUCAUGAAAACUGCAAUGAAGUUACCCAUUAAAUGGCUGGCACCAGAAACGAUUGCAUCAUUUGUAUUUUCCUUGAAAACGGACGUCUUCAGCUUCGGAGUUCUGGCCUACGAGAUCUUUACAAAUGGAAGUGAACCGUGGGAACAUUACACAAACGCUGAAGUGAAAACAGCAGUCAGUGACCUUCUGUAUUUCUCAGACUACAGUCGUUACUACCUCCUCUGCUCAGGUGCUUGA
Molecule: messenger RNA, 1140 nt
Organism: Haemonchus placei
Lineage: Eukaryota; Metazoa; Nematoda; Chromadorea; Rhabditida; Trichostrongylidae
Source: the annotation of a GenBank genome assembly